AUGCAGGGCAUGGACGCAAGUUCCAACAACAUGAACACAUCAUUUCUCUCCUCUGCUGGGAAUCAGUCCAUCCACCUGAACUUUUCAGAGAAGAAUUCCAGAAUCAUACACUUCCAAGAUCAAGAUUGCCACAUGCCAUUGGCCAUGGUCUUCACCUUGGCUCUGGUUUAUGGGGCUGUGAUCAUUCUUGGUGUUUCUGGAAAUCUAGCCUUGAUUAUCAUCAUCUUAAAACAGAAGGAGAUGCGCAAUGUUACCAACAUCCUUAUUGUCAACCUUUCCUUCUCAGACCUUCUAAUGACCAUCAUGUGUCUCCCCUUCACCUUUGUAUACACUUUAAUGGACCACUGGAUUUUCGGGGAGGCCAUGUGCAAGCUGAAUCCUUUUGUGCAGUGUGUCUCAAUCACAGUCUCGGUUUUCUCUUUGGUCCUCAUCGCAAUUGAACGCCACCAGCUGAUCAUCAACCCUCGAGGGUGGAGGCCAAAUAACAGACAUGCCUACCUAGGGGUUGCUGCCAUCUGGAUUCUAGCCAUGGCUUCCUCCUUGCCUUUCCUGGUUUAUCAUGUAUUAACUGAUGAACCCUUCAAAAAUAUAACAAUCGAUGAAUAUAAAGACAAAUAUGUGUGCUUGGACUUGUUCCCUUCGGACACGAUCAGGCUUUCUUAUACCACAGCUCUGUUGGUGAUACAGUACUUUGGACCACUUUGUUUUAUAUUUAUUUGCUACUUAAAGAUAUACAUACGCUUAAAACGAAGGAACAACAUGAUGGACAAGAUGCGAGACAAUAAAUACAGAUCCACUGAAACCAAAAGGAUCAACAUCAUGCUGAUCUCUAUUGUGGUUGCAUUUGCAGUCUGCUGGCUACCUCUUACCAUCUUUAAUACUGUGUUUGACUGGAAUCAUGAAAUUCUACCUGUUGCCAACUGCAGCCACAAUUUGUUGUUCUUGAUUUGCCACCUCACAGCCAUGAUCUCUACCUGUGUGAACCCUAUCUUUUAUGGAUUCCUCAACAAGAACUUCCAGAGGGACUUGCAGUUUUUCUUUCAUUUUUGUGAUUUUCGCUCCAGGGAUGAUGAUUAUGAGACUAUAGCCAUGUCCACCAUGCAUACAGAUAUUUCGAAGACCUCUUUGAAGCAAGCAAGCCCAGUAGCAUGUAAAAAAAUAAAUAAUGAUUAUGAUGAAAAAAUAUAA
Molecule: messenger RNA, 1188 nt
Organism: Emys orbicularis (European pond turtle)
Lineage: Eukaryota; Metazoa; Chordata; Testudines; Emydidae
Gene: NPY1R
Product: neuropeptide Y receptor Y1
Exons: 2
Coding region: 1-1188 (395 amino acids)
Biological process (GO): G protein-coupled receptor signaling pathway
Cellular component (GO): neuron projection; plasma membrane
Molecular function (GO): neuropeptide binding; neuropeptide Y receptor activity
Source: RefSeq, a predicted model, not a curated record